CCAACAUGGGCUGCAUUUGCACCAAAACCGUGAAGAAGGCGGCCCGGGUCAUCAUAGAAAAGUACUACACGCGCCUGGGCAACGACUUCCACACGAACAAGUGCGUGUGUGAGGAGAUCACCAUUAUCCCCAGCAAGAAGUUCCGCAACAAGAUAGCAGGCUAUGUCACGCAUCUGAUGAAGCGGAUUCAGAGAGGCCCAGUAAGAGGUAUUUCCAUCAAGCUGCAGGAGGAGGAGAAAGAAAGGAGAGACAAUUAUGUUCCUGAGGUCUCAGCCUUGGAUCAGGAGAUAAUUGAAGUAGAUCCUGACACUAAGGAAAUGCUGAAGCUUUUGGACUUCGGCAGUCUGUCCAACCUGCAGGUCACUCAGCCUACAGUUGGGAUGAAUUUCAAAACACCUCGGGGACCUGUUUGAAUUUUUUUCUGAAGUGCUGUAUUAUUUUCAAUAAAUCUGGGAC
Messenger RNA from Pongo pygmaeus (Bornean orangutan), 456 nucleotides. Its product is annotated as small ribosomal subunit protein eS17-like. The transcript has a single exon. Gene Ontology annotation, molecular function: structural constituent of ribosome. Gene Ontology annotation, cellular component: ribosome. The record is from RefSeq and is a predicted model, not a curated record. Lineage: Eukaryota; Metazoa; Chordata; Mammalia; Primates; Hominidae. Gene Ontology annotation, biological process: translation. Bases 6 to 413 code for a protein of 135 amino acids.